This is a messenger RNA of Sinocyclocheilus anshuiensis, 3628 nucleotides long. RefSeq names its product lens fiber major intrinsic protein-like. Gene Ontology annotation, biological process: transmembrane transport; water transport. Gene Ontology annotation, molecular function: water channel activity. Gene Ontology annotation, cellular component: plasma membrane. The record is from RefSeq and is a predicted model, not a curated record. Lineage: Eukaryota; Metazoa; Chordata; Actinopteri; Cypriniformes; Cyprinidae. The transcript has 4 exons. Bases 352 to 1143 code for a protein of 263 amino acids.
GCAGGACAUGCUCAUCUUUUGUCUAUCUUUUAGUAAUCUUUUAUUAAACAUCAUCUAGAACUUUCACAUAGAUGCAGAGCUCAUCUGUCAGUUUCACACUUAAUGUUUUAUGACAAAAACCACUGGUUAGAAAUCAACGGGACAGAUGAUUUCAGGCUUGUGAAGAAGGGCUGCUCUUCACGCAAACUCUGUAGGUUAUAGAAGCAUUUAUGCUUUUUGUUUUUUGUGUCCAUCCACAAAAAUCAAAGGGAACACAUCCAGAAGCUAUUUUUUUGGUUCUUUUGGAGGUUCUUUUCCCUCUCACACUCAUAUCCCUCCAUUUUUUGGCAUCGCCUCUGAGUUAUCGCAGCCAUGUGGGAAUUCCGGUCCAUGUCUUUUUGGCGGGCUGUGUUUGCCGAGUUCUAUGGCACCAUGUUCUUUGUGUUUUUUGGGCUGGGAUCAGCUCUGCGUUGGACCACUGGACCACACAACGUGCUCCAAGUUGCCUUCUGCUUCGGUCUGGCAGCUGCCACACUUAUCCAGUCCAUCGGCCACAUCAGCGGUGGCCACAUCAACCCGGCUGUCACGUUCGCCUACCUGAUUAGCUCCCAGAUGUCACUGUUUCGUGCUUUCUUCUACAUCUGUGCUCAGUGCUUUGGAGCGCUAGCUGGAGCCGGUGUGCUGUAUGGGGUCACACCAAGCAAUAUGAGAGGCAAUCUUGGCCUGAACACGCUUCAGCCAGGCAUCAGUCUGGGAAUGGCCACCACCAUAGAGAUAUUUCUGACUCUGCAACUCGUGGUCGUGGUCUUCGCUGUGACAGAUGAGAGGCGAAAUGGACGACUGGGGUCUGCUGCCCUGUCCAUUGGCUUCUCAGUGCUUGUGGGCCACCUGCUGGGGAUGUAUUACACUGGAGCUGGAAUGAACCCUGCCAGGUCUUUUGCCCCUGCUGUGCUUUUUAGGAACUUUAUUAACCAUUGGGUGUACUGGGUGGGCCCUAUGAUCGGCGGUGCUAUGGGCGCUCUGCUCUAUGACUUCAUGCUCUUUCCCCGGAUGCUUGGCCUGUCCGAGCGACUGGCUGUGCUCAAGGGCAACCGACCUCCUGAGGCCGAAGCCCAGCAGGAGACCCGAGGGGAGCCGAUUGAGCUCAAAACACAAGCCUUAUAAACACUGCCAGGAAACUUUGGAUCCCUGACGCGACACAUACGUACGAUCCUCACACACCUCUAACAUACCGACCAAGUUUGCUGUAGGGAGAAUCACACACACUUCCAAAGGCAAUCGAGACACUAUAACCCCUUCCCAAGGACUAUGAAUAAGGGUAAGAAGAGGACUUCCUGUUGAGGACUCUGUACCGCCAGGUAUAGGGAGUGAGAUCAGGUGGCUAACGCCACUCAGGGGCACCUCUGUUGUUUCUAGUCUACUAAGAGUGAACUACACUAGAAGGGGACUUCUGCAUGCUUUCCAGUUUCACAGGGUUUAAAUCUCACACAUUCAUUUCAGUUUAUUUUUUCUUUGAUUUUUCAGAGAUGUGACACACGUACUAUAUUAUUAGCAUUUUGCAACCGAUUUCUUUACAUUCUACUUACAGUCGACAUUAUUCAGUUGUGCGUGGUGUGUGCGCGUGUGUGUUUUCCAAGGGUUUCCAGUUUGGCUCUUUCAUUUCCACCAUUCGCCAUCUGUUUGUAUUAAUGCAAUGUUCUUUUUUCUAUCUCCCAAAAUGAAGGAAACGUUCCUUUGAAUCUUGGUUUAGUUGGAUGUUCAUUCACGACUAAAAGCUUUAUAAAUCCUUUGGGAAUUUGGAUCCCUCUUUGAGUCUGCUUCAAACUGUUGUAUUGUUUAACUGUGGCCUAAUUGCCCAGCAUGUGUUUCUUUAAAAGAAGCAGUCACACCAUCAUUCAUAUAAAAUAGUAAACACAAAACACAAGAAGUCAGUUGUUAUACCCUAACAUUUAGCCUUUACCAGAUUGAAGAACUUAAUUUUCUUCCCGUCGUGUCAUUUUCAAAACUUGUGUUUAGUACUUCCAAAAGUAUUAUGGCGUACAUUUUCACUGAUUCAUACCGUUUCAGGCAUUUUCAUUUAACUUUUUCUGCCAUAAAUCUGCAUGCAUAGAUGUCCUGUUUAUAUUAGGGGGUUUGGCAUUAUUUUGUGUGUAAGUAGCUGAACUAGAUAUCAAAAGCAAUGAUAUUUUGUCUCAGGCGAGAGAGUAUUUGUGUAAAAGAAAUUUUAAAACUCACUAAUGUGAGCAGAACUGGUUCCAAACAUGGAUGCAUUAUGAUACAAUGACCAUUACUGUUUUUCACGGUAAUUCAGUCAACGCUUCACUUCAUUUAGAUGAUUGCUGAGUGACUGGGAUGUCUGGAUUUAAAUGCACAUUUAUGUUCUUGUAGCGUUUGGAUCUGAUGGAAUGAAAGGCGAUCACUACACCCACCCUUUGCCUUUCUGCACUCUUUCCUAAUAGUGUCUUCCUAUCCAAGAUCUGACUGAAGGGAGACCAGAGUCGCCUGAAAGAUCUUCAAACCUCACCAUUGGGCUCUGUAAGCACACUCUUUUUGAAGACAUUUAAUUAAAUGGACUUUCUACAUAUAAAUGUCAAUGUUUACAUGAAAAUUAGACAUUUUGUGCUCAAAGUCUUGUGUAAAUUGUAAAGAUUUGCUUUUUUAAUUUUAAAGCUAUAGCCGAGUAUAAGUUCAGGUUAGUGAAUGUCUCUUCUUUGGUAGUUUGAUGAGGACUCUGGAGUGUGCUUAAAUUGCAUUAACAAUUGUCCAUUUUUAUCAUCUCUCAAUUAACACUAACAUUCAUUCAUUGUCAAAUUACUUGUUUUAUUUUAUAAUCUUAUGAAAUGUGACAGAAUCAUUUAUUCGGAACAAAUCCUUAACUAUUUAAUACUCAGGCACGAGACUCUGUCUUUAAUGGAUUUUGACUUUAUCAGAUUUAAAAGAUGGGAAUAUGAACAUUUCUUUAAAAAAAUUCUUAUAUGGUCACAUGUAUUAAAAAAAGAAAAAUGGCAACUUUUAACAUUUUUCAUAGACAAAUGCGUAAGUGCUUUAUACUUCUCUGUGGCCAGUAACAGGAAUAUGGUGAGAUUUUCGGGUAUCGGUCAGGCAGAUUCAUAUCUAGCACAAUUAUCAGUUAGUGCUACAGAAAGAACAUCUGAAUAGACAACAGAAACUAAAAUGUGUGGUACUCUACUGGACUAAAUACAAACAGUUACUGAUGGCACCUUUGAAAAACAUUCCAUUUGAUAUAUUUUCAUAUUCAAAGCACUAAGAUGAAAGCUUUAUAUUUUACAUGAUAUAGAGCAGUAUUGUUGGAUGGCAAAAAUCACAGUUUAAGGUAGAGAAACUAUGUAUAUUACAUUUCAAUUUUAAGAACGUUGACGACUUGUAGCACUAAAGACUAAAUACAGAAAAGGUGACACAGAACACUGUAGAGUAUGUGGACACAGUAUUAUGUCUACAUCUGACAUAAAACCUUAAAACUUAUUUUGUGCUCAUGAUAUGUAUUUUACAUGACUUUUACCCAUUGAUUAUGUAAAGAGAGGUUUGCAGAUAAAAUUGAGUUAUAGAUCAUUUUGUGCAACUGGAGGAACAAAUGAUACAUGGCAGAGUAAAGCAAAACUCGCUAGUGAUAUGUAAUUUAAAAAAACUU